AUGUCGACGCCCCUUACUCUUUCGGAAGCCAGAAGCGAACGACUGCGAAUCGGAAGUGCUACCAUCUGCUUUUACGGUAUGGGUGCGCUAAGCCGUGUGGAUUGGAGGUCUUACUUUCCUCCACUCUCAUAUCGCUCUUUCAUGAGGCAUUAUCUGCCAGCUUCCGGUGCUAUUUCUCACACGCUCUUCGCUGUUCACAUCUUCAACCCAACAUUCGUUUCGAGAAUCUUCACUGUUGGGGAUCUUGCUGCCAGUAAUACGGUCCUGUUCACAGCUAAUCUUGGGCUCGGUUUCUACGUAUAUUUCCGCCACCACAUGCAUCGAUUAAAUCCUUGGGAUCGAGUGGAGUUCAGUGUUUUCUCGACUACACUGUUCAACUUCGGCAGUCUUCUUGCUGCUGUGCUGAUCAAAGCUUUGCUGCCCAACAAAACGCCAACCUGGACACGGUGUCUUUUGGGUUCUGCACUGAGUGUCUACCUGCUUUCCAGAGCUCACAAGUAUUUGCAUUUUGUCGAUGAAAGAUCAACGAGGAAGAUUCCUUCUCCAAGAAGCAUGCGUUCGCCCGUCGUGAAUCUUGAAAAGAAUGGCCGUUCGCGGACUGUUGCGGACGGUGCCACACUUCUUUCGAACGGACACGAUGCUGUUAAUGACGGUGAUGCAUCAAGUGGUUACGGAACGAUGCGAAACGGAGCUUCAUUGACCGUUCCCUAA
Molecule: messenger RNA, 711 nt
Organism: Necator americanus (New World hookworm)
Lineage: Eukaryota; Metazoa; Nematoda; Chromadorea; Rhabditida; Ancylostomatidae
Exons: 6
Coding region: 1-711 (236 amino acids)
Source: RefSeq, a predicted model, not a curated record